This is a messenger RNA of Poeciliopsis prolifica (blackstripe livebearer), 6789 nucleotides long. RefSeq names its product RNA binding motif protein 25a (gene rbm25a). Gene Ontology annotation, biological process: regulation of alternative mRNA splicing, via spliceosome; mRNA processing. Lineage: Eukaryota; Metazoa; Chordata; Actinopteri; Cyprinodontiformes; Poeciliidae. The record is from RefSeq and is a predicted model, not a curated record. Gene Ontology annotation, cellular component: spliceosomal complex. The transcript has 19 exons. Gene Ontology annotation, molecular function: mRNA binding. Bases 166 to 4284 code for a protein of 1372 amino acids.
CCCAGUUGUCUCUCAACCACAGGGGUUUCCUUUAGCCCGCCGGUCUCUAGUAUAACAUUGGCCUGUAACACAAUACUCUUGUCUAUAGUUGUUUCGGGGGCUUUUUUUCUGCGGUUAAGCCUUAAAACUGGAGGCCGCUUUCUUUCUUUGGCUGGUUUUUUCAGGAUGUCUUACUCUCCUCCAAUCAACCGCCCUCCGAUUGGCAUCCCGCAGCUGCCCCCCGGCAUCCCCCCUCCUCAGUAUGCGGGCUUUGCACCUCCGGUUCCUCCAGGGACUCCCAUGAUCCCAGUUCACAUGGGUGUAAUGGCUCCUGCACCUACAGUGCUGGUCCCAACCACAGUUACCAUUACACAGAAGCCGGUAACCACGAAGAAGGACCCUGUCCUCAUCAGAGCCAAGGACCCAGAAGAGGGCGUGGGCCCCACCACCACCGUGUUUGUGGGGAACAUCUCUGAGAAAGCGUCUGACAUGUUGGUCAGGCAGCUUCUAGCAAAAUGCGGUAUCGUUCUGAGCUGGAAACGGGUCCAAGGCGCUUCUGGGAAACUUCAAGCUUUUGGAUUCUGUGAAUACAAGGAGCCUGAGUCCACGCUCCGAGCUCUCAGGCUUCUGCAUGAGCUGCUCUUGGGCGACAAGAAGCUGUUGGUCAAGGUGGACGCUAAAACCAAGGCUCAGCUGGACGAGUGGAAGGCAAAGAAGAGGAGCGCCAACGGGGGAACCACAGACGCAUCAAAAAACGACGCGCAGGACGAGGAGGAGGUUCUCGAUGAAGAAACUGUGCGUCGGGACCAGGUUGUGAAGGGGGCGAUCGACGUCCUCAUCCGAGAGUACUCGAGCGAGCUCAACGCUCCCUCGCAAGACUCGGACGGUCAGCCUCGCAACAAAAAGCGCAAAGAGAAGAAGGAGGAGGACAUCAACGCCAUGGAGCUGGAGGAUGACAAGAGAGACCUCAUAUCCAGAGAGAUCAGCAAAUUCAGAGACACACACAAGAAACUGGAAGAGGAAAAAGGGAAGAAAGACAAGGAACGACUGGAGCUCGAGAAGGAGCGGAGAGAGAGGGACAAGGAGCGCGAGCGCGAGAGGGAGCGGCGCGACCGAGAGAAGGAAAAGGAGAGGGAGAGAGAGCGGGAACGGGACAAGGAGCGGGAACGAGAACGGGAGCGGACGAAAGAGCGCGAGAGGAGUCGAGACAUCAGCGAAGCGCGCAGCAGGUCGAGGGAGAGAAACAGAGAAGAUAAAAAACGAGACCGUGACGAAGACGAGGAAGACGUUUACGAGCGGCGGAGACUCGAGAGGAGGCUGAGAGACAAAGAGGCUGCUUACCAAGAACGGCUCAAAAACUGGGAGAUCCGGGAGAGGAAGAAGGCUCGCGAAUACAACAAGGAAAAUGAGAGGGAGAACGAGAGGCGGCGUGAAAUGAUGAAAGAAGCCAAAAGACUGAAGGAGUUCCUCGAGGAUUAUGACGACGACAGGGAUGAUCCAAAGUACUACAGGGGCAGCGCUUUGCAAAAGCGACUGCGUGACCGCGAAAAGGAAAUGGAAAUGGACGAGCGAGAUCGAAAGAGGGAGAAAGAGGAGCUGGAAGAGAUCAGACAAAGGCUGCUUGCUGAGGGUCACCCUGACCCUGAUGCAGAGCUGCAGAGGAUGGAGGAGGAAGCCGAGCGCAGGCGACAGCCUCCUCUGAACCUGGAACAAGAGGAGGAAGUAAUCCAGGAGAAAACUCACCGCGAGCGUGAACUGGAGCAGGUUCGCGAACGCGACCGCCAUCACGACCGCCACCACGAACGCGACCGCCAUCACGAACGCGACCGCCACCACGAGCGGGAGCGGGAGCGAGAGCGGGAGCGGGAGAAGAGAGCCUCUGAGAGACCCGUGGAGCCAAAGUCCCAACCCCCCCGGCAGGAUUCAGACGAGGAUGACGACAACAAUGGCGCUAACGUCAACGAAAGGCACGAGGACGACUUCCGCGACGGCGAAGACUCACUAGAGGCCAAGCCCCAACUCAAGCCCAUAAUGAGACCAAUCACCAUUGCCCCAUCAGUUUCUUCUGCUAGUGGGAACGCGACUCCAAACACUCCUGGGAACGAUUCCCCCUGCGGCAUAAUCAUUCCAGGAGAGAACACCCCCGACCUCCAGCCUUUAGAGGAACAUCGGCCCAGGAUCGGCCUCAGCCUCAAGCUGGGCGCGACCAACAGCCCCAGUCAGCUCAAUGCUGUCAAGAGAAAGAAGCUGGCGGCGGUGGACAGCGUCUUCAACAAGUUCGACGACGAGGAAGCGGACGAGCAGCCCCGCAAAAGGAAGCUGGUUCCCCUGGACUACGGCGACGACGACAAGAGUCUGGGACUCGACGGGGCAGACAUUUCCGCCGCCAAGGGCGGCAGCAUCAACACAGAGGAGAAGCGGAAGCACAUCAAGAGCCUUAUCGAGAAGAUCCCCACCGCCAGGCCAGAGCUUUUCUCUUACCCGCUGGAUUGGGCUAUGGUCGAUUCAGCUCUGAUGGAUCGGCGGAUUAGACCGUGGAUUAAUAAGAAGAUCAUUGAAUACAUAGGGGAGGAGGAGCCCACCCUGGUUGAUUUUGUCUGUUCUAAGAUAAUGGCACACAGCACUCCCCAGGGGAUCCUUGAUGAUGUGGCUAUGCAAGACAACUCCGAUUCAGAAGAGGAAGGAGAGGAUGUAUCCGAAGAAGAAGAUGGAGAGGAAUACAAUCCAGAGGAUGAUGAAUCAUCUUCAGAAGAAGAAGAAAACCCUGAAGCUGAAAGUGAGACUUUCCUUUCAAAAAAUGGCACAAUAACAUGGUCUUCAGCGACAUAUCACCAACACGGCAGCCAUGCAGUACGAAACUUUUUAACGAUGACCCCAGGACCCACAAGGUAUGCCGUUUCUCAUGCCCGUGAUAUCGUUUCUACAUUCUACCUGUUUAUCACACCAGCAAUCAAAAAAAUAAUCCUGGAGAUGACAAAUCUGGAGGGUUUUCACAAAUAUGGAAACGGCUGGAAAAAGAUGGAUGAGAUUGACCUCCAGGCCUAUUUAGGGCUGCUAAUCCUAGCAGGUGUAUACAGGUCCCGAGGUGAGGCUGCAGCUAGUCUGUGGGAUGCAGAGAAUGGAAGGCCAAUUUUCCGAGGCACAAUGCCACUCAAACUCUUUCACACCUACUCAAGACUGAUACGGUUUGAUGACCGUGAAUCAAGACCAGCAAGACGUGCGACAGACAAACUUGCACCCAUAAGAGACGUAUGGGACAAGUGGGUGGAGCGGUUGCCCUACCUCUACAAUCCAGGGCCUGACGUGACAGUGGAUGAGCAACUGGUUCCAUUUAGAGGUCGUUGUCCUUUCCGGCAGUAUAUGCCCAGCAAGCCAGCAAAAUAUGGGAUCAAGACAUGGGUGGCUUGCGAUGCCAAAUCAAGCUAUGCUUGGAAAAUGCAAGUCUAUACUGGGAAGUCAACCAUUGGAUGCCCGGAGAAGAACCAGGGGAUGCGAGUUGUGCUUGAUAUGACAGAGGGACUGAGCGGUCACAAUGUGACAUGUGACAAUUUCUUCACCUCUUAUGAACUCGGACAGGAGCUCCUGAACAGGAAGAUCACCAUGGUUGGUACAGUUCGAAAGAACAAGCCUGAGCUCCCACCUGCACUGCUUACGUCAAAGGAGAGAGAGGUCCUCUCCUCAAAGUUUGCCUUCACGCCCACCACCACUCUUGUUUCCUACCUCCCAAAGAAAAACAAGAACGUCGUUCUUCUGAGCACACUGCACAAACUCGGCGACAUUAGCGAUCGAGAGGACAAGAAGCCAGUCAUCAUCCUGGAUUACAACAGCACCAAAGGAGGUGUGGACAACCUGGAUAAGGUGAUUGGAGCAUAUAGCUGCAGAAGAAUGACUGCCCGCUGGCCCCUGGUCAUCUUCCACAACAUCAUUGAUGUGUCCUCCUACAAUGCCUUUGUGAUUUGGAGAGAGAUCAACCCAACCUGGAUGUCUCGUAAGCACAACAAGAGGAGGAUGUUCCUGGAGCAGCUAGGAAGGGCACUUGUAACUCCACUCAUUAAAAGAAGGAAGCAUGCCCCCCGCACAGAAGGCUCAGCAGCAGUUGUGAAAGCCAUUCAGAGUGCAGCAGCUCCUGAUCAACCUGAGAAUCCAUCGACCAGAGCCACUUCCCCAGUUACGCCAAGUAAGAGGAAGAGAUGUCAGUUCUGCCCUCAAAAGAAGGACUGUAAAACACAAACUGUGUGCUGCAGCUGUAAGAAAUAUAUCUGCAAAGGCUGUGCACUUGCAUACUGCCCUACAUGUGCUAAUUAGUUGAAUGGAUUAUGUUAUCCAUCCAUCCAUUUUCUGGUCACCCUUCUCCCUAUUGGGGUCGGGAGGUGCUGCUGCCUCUCCAGCUGCGUUCCAGGCCAGAGGCGGGGUUCACCCUGGACAGGUCGCCAGUCUGUCGCAGGACAACACAGAGACAAACAGGACAAACAACCAUGCACACACACACUCACACCUAGGGAGAAUUUGGAAAGACCAAUCAACCUGACAGUCAUGUUUUUGGACUGUGGGAGGAAGCCGGAGAACCCGGAGAGAACCCACAAACGCACAGGGAGAACAUGCAAACUCCAUGCAGAAAGACCCCGGGCCGGGAAUCGAACCCAGGACCUUCUCGCUGCAAGGCAACAGUGCUACCAACUGCGCCACUGUGCAGCCUGGAUUUUUAUUUUUUUUUUUUGUACUGUAUAUUCUCUUAAAUCGUUCACUGGAGAAAGUCAUUGAGAUGAAUGAAAAUGCAUUCGAAACUCCUUUUUACACAUUUUUUUCCUUUCCUUAUGCUAUAGAAAUUCAAGUGGAGAGGGAAAACUCAAUUUUUCACACGUUUUGUGGUGAAUUACAAUAUACAAGAUGAAAUUUGGUGUUUAAAAUUCAAUUAAGCUGCUUAGAUUGGGGGUUUAGUGAAGACAGGUAAUUUUGAAGUGGAGGACACAGAGUGCAUACAGAAAAUGAGGACAACAGGAGGGUUGCAAGUUAGAUUAAUAAUUAUCUACAAAAAUGUAUAAAACCGAAAAAAAACAAUCCAUAUCCAGUUCAGUGAUUGAUGCGGGACAUUUCACUCUUUUUGCCUGGAGUUUUAGUUAUUGGAGUCAUCUGCUGCGAGACAUUUUCUACCGACUGUACAGUCCGCUCAUAGUUAUCCAUUUGAAAAACUGGCUUUUAAUACUAUGAAUAAAUUAAAUACGCCAGCAGAAGGUCACUUAGAGCUACAGGGGUUUGGCCAGGGAUCAUAAUCUGUUAUAUUUCAUAAGAGCCAGAUGGUCCAAACAUGGAUCAGUAGCAGAAUAAAUGGAAACUGGCUGUAUACUACAAGGUUUUUAGAAAAUAGUAUGCAAUUAAUUAAAAUAUUUGUGAGAUUUAUCUACUUCUGUACUCAAUUCAUAAGAAAGUAAAUUGAUACCGUACACUUCAAGUACCUCAUUACAAAGGCAUUUAAAUAGGAAGAGUUAAUUAUGUUGAGUAUAAAAAGUGGAUUUUAUCAUUUUAGACAUCAAUAUUUGGAGGGUUUUUUUUUUUAUUUUUAUGUUCCUGGCUGAACUGCUCUUUAAAAUGUUUCUUUCAACCACAGUGUUAUUUAUUUAAAUCAGGAUUUUGAAGUGAACUUUUGGUUCUCAAAUUCAUCAAGACCUAAAAAAGGAGCAAUGAAACAGCUAGCUUUUUAAAGAGAAUAAAAGUGGCGCCAAUCAAAAAUAGAGGUGGGUAUUUAUUGUAUCGUUUAUCAUGUAUCGUGAUUUAUCGUCAUUAAAGUAAAUUCCAAUCGGUGACAUUUAAAUACCCCUAAAACUAUUUUUAUCCACCAUUUGUUUAAUAAAGGUAUAUCAAUAAAUGUAAAAAUGAUUAAGUCCAUUUCCCGUGUGCAGUUGAGUGAAACAGGUCGCACUCCUUUAUGCGACCGGUGCCAUACAAAAGUCAUAUAUGACAAAUGUUUCUCAAAAGUUUGGCUGUGGCUGCUGUGUUAUGCAGUCAUCCAGCUACAUAAAAAAAUACAUGUCGCCACUUUUAUCGUUUCCGCAAGAGUACCACAAAAUAUCGUGAGAACAUUUUAAGUUCAUAUCGCCCAACCCUUCUGAAAAAUAUCACAUCUUGACAGCUGAUAUUGAUUUACAUGCCAACAAAGUGGUGCAACUUAGCCUUUUAAAAGACCGCCCAAUUUAGAAGUCUCACUCAAAAGAAAUCCUUCCUACUUUGCGCUUUAAGAUUCCUAAAUGUCGGAGAAACCUCGAAAUGUGUCUUGGCAGAACUGCCGGUUUCGUUUGGGUAACUCUUCAAGUUUUCGUUUCAGGUUCUCGAUGAAGAAGCCGAAGUCUUCAUAGUAAAAAUGUGGAGGUUGCUCAUUUAUGAAACAGAAGCCAAGAAGAUUGGACUGGUGAAGUAAAAGACUGAAACCCCCGAGCUUUCACUGAAGCUAGCUAGAGUUUGUCCUCCGGUCCUCUGUAAAUACGUGCUCCUACUCCUCUCCAUUCCACCUGCAAGGAGCUGCUACCUUGUACGUAUGCCUGUCUGUGUGAGUGUAUGUGUCCGUAAGGUUCCAGUUUGUGAGCAGAGAGUUUGCACAAACCUCAAGCAUGGUAAAAAUUUGGUUUUAUUGUUUUGUUUUUCUUUUGGCACUGUUAGAGGUGAAGGCAGUUGCAUUUCACUGCCUGCUCUCCAGGUUGUUGAACAUUGUACAUACUGCUUUGAUUUGCUAGUGUUCUGUGAAAGCUCUGCCCUGACAGGUGAACUAAUAAACGUGCUUUUUAAAAAAAAUAAAAUAAAAACAAAAGUUUAAAUGUU